Rattus norvegicus (Norway rat) is the source of this 446-nucleotide messenger RNA. The record is from RefSeq and is a predicted model, not a curated record. NCBI's taxonomy places the organism in Eukaryota, Metazoa, Chordata, Mammalia, Rodentia, Muridae.
AUGGGAAAGUACAUGAAACCUGGGAAAGUGGUGCUGGUCCUGGCUGGAUGCAAAGCCGUCACCGUAAAGAACAUUGAUGAUGGCACCUCAGACCGCCCUCACAGCCUUGUCCUUGUGGCUGGAAUUGACUGCUCUCCCCAAAAAGUGACAGUCACCAUGGGCAAGAAGAAAAUCGUCAAGCAAUUCAAGAUCAAGUCCUUUGUGAAAGUUUAUAACUACAAUCACCUUAUGCCCACAAGGUACUCUGUGGAUAUCUCCUUGGACAAAACUGUUGUCAACAAGGAUGUGUUCAGAGACCCAGCAUUGAAACGCAAGGCCAGGCAGGAGGCCAAGGUCAAGUUUGAGGAGUGAUACAAGAUGGGGAAGAACAAAUGGUUUUCCCAGAAGCUUCGCUUUUAGAUGUAUUUUUGUUUUCGUCAUUAAAAAUUAAAAAAAAAAAAAAAAAG